Messenger RNA from Candidula unifasciata, 1058 nucleotides. Lineage: Eukaryota; Metazoa; Mollusca; Gastropoda; Stylommatophora; Geomitridae. The record is from the annotation of a GenBank genome assembly.
UUUCAGUAAAUGAUUAUGACAGAAGGCAAGGACAGCCCACAAGUUCACUGGGCGUUUGGUCAAGACAAGCUGUUCCAAAUUCAAACUAUGUCCCAAAUGGUGGCACACACCAGGAUGUUUCAGUGAAUCCAGCUAGCAUUGGUGACUUGAAUUAUAGGACACAUCCUGUCCGGAAUGGAUUGACUGCCCAUAAUUCCACUCACAGUGAUCCUCAUAAUACAGCUGUACCUAGUGAAACAAACAGACAGGGGCAUCAAAACUCACUAGUAAUGAAUAUUCCACCAUCUCUGCAAGAACAAAGGAUCAAAAACACGGAAAUUCCAAUUGCAAAUGCAGAGCAGCAGCCAUCUUUCCAUUCCUUACCUACAGUCGUGUCAGACCUGUCUCCCAUCAGCAGGAAUGCAGAAACCCAGUAUGAUACAUACCCAUCUCAAGUUCUGCCGAGCUUGAAACCGCCAAGCUUUGGAACAGUGUCGCCUCAAGGCCAGCCAAUGUUCUCUUUGGGUGCUCCCUGCGUUUCUUCUGAAGAUAACUUCCACAUGUCCUUGUCUCCCAACAUGGGGCAUCAUGGAAGGAUGGGUCAAGCAGGAGAAAGACAGGUGCCAAGCUGGCAUAAUAACUUCAACGGCAUCAGCUACAUGGGCAACUCAGCUACACCUGGGAGCUGUGGCCGACAGAUCAGUCACAGUAGCAGCGCUUCCUCAUUGAGAUCAUUUAUCAGUGAUAACUGUCUGGUGAAAAAGCUCUCAUGGAAGAUACUGCGUCACGUGGCUCUAACCCUCCAGUGCAAACACUCUUCAGCUUCUUGGAAAGAUUUGGUAGAAAGAUAUGGCUGGGAUUAUGAAAGAACUUACCUCUUUGAAAACAAGCCUCAUCCAGAAGGCAUUUUUUUCUCCUUGUUGCUUGAACCUGAGUUUCAGGACUAUUCUCUGGAGCAGCUGAGGGAGGAUCUGUUUGAACUACCCCGGCGAGAUAUUCUGAGCGAUCUCAACAAACUGAUCCUUGAGCACAAUGCUUCAGCCAGUGGUGGGGCCACUAGACAGAAUCAGUUCCCAUGA